AGUGGUUUCAAAAGCUGGAGAGUUACAUCCAGGGGAACGUGAGGAUGGAGAUGUCAGACAGCCAUUUCAGUUCUGUACAGGACCACACGGCAGCCAUGUUGGAAAUCGGGACCAACCUCCUGAACCAAACUGCUGAGCAGACCCGGAAGCUCACUGAUGUAGAGAUACAGGUUCUCAACCAAACUUCACGCCUGGAAAUCCAAGUAUUGGAAAAUUCCCUGUCUACCAACAAGCUUGAGAAACAGCUGCUUCUGCAGACCCAUGAGAUCAGCAGACUCCAGGAGAGGAACAGCUUCCUAGAGAAGAAAGUCUUGGCUAUGGAAAGCAAACGUGAGGAGGAGCUGCAGGGCCUGAGGUAUGAGAAGAUGGAAAUGCAGAAGCUUCUCUCCAAGCAGGUGGAUCUUGUUGGUCAUCUGGAGCAACGCCUGGGUGCUGCCUUGCUCAACAACACAGCCCUCCAGAAACAACAAACAUCUUUGGCAGAGACAGUGAAGCAUCUGAUAGACUUGGUGUCCCACUGCAAUCACAUUUCUUUCACCCUGCCAGAUGAGCAGAAGGUCUUCAAGGACUGUGCAGCGGCGUACAAAUUGGGGUUCUCCACCAGUGGAGUCUACAACCUUCAGCUCCCCAAUACUACAGCCACUGUACAAGUGCUGUGUGACAUGGAGACCAGUGGAGGAGGCUGGACUGUUAUCCAACACCGGAAAGAUGGUUCUGUGGAUUUCCAACGCACCUGGAAGGAAUAUAAACAGGGCUUUGGGUCUCCACCUGGAGAGUACUGGUUGGGCAACGACUUCAUCCACUUGCUCACCACGGAGAACCGCUAUUCCCUCCAUAUCAAGCUCCAAGACUGGGAAAACAAUGAGGCUUAUUCUGUCUUCGAGCAUUUCCAAGUAGGCUCCGAGGAGCAGAACUACCGACUUUAUGCAAGGAGAUAUGGUGGCACCGCUGGACGCACCAGCAGCCUCAGUCCCUCGGGAACCGAUUUCAGCACCAAGGAUGCUGACAAUGAUCGAUGCGCGUGCAAGUGUGCUCAGAUGGCAAGUGGAGGGUGGUGGUUCGAUGCCUGUGGACCUUCUAACCUGAAUGGCAUCUAUUACCCUCCCAGUCCUGCCACGAUCAGAUACAAUGGCAUGAAAUGGCACUACUGGAAAGGCCCCAGCCAUAGCCUCAAGGCAAGCACCAUGAUGAUCCGUCCAGUGGAUUUCAGAGAGGAGCAAGGGGGGGUGCAGUGAGCUGUCCCGCGGCAGAGGGAGAGGUGACCCACUUCAGAAGGCUCAGCCCCACGGCCCCCCUUCAGGCCUGCACAGGUUUGGUGGAAGACCUCAAGUUCUAACAUCUGGAACUAAACCUCCUCUAAGUAGCUUUUUUUAAUCGGCAUGGCACACAGUUCAUUAUGGAAAUUUCACAGGACAUCUGGAUGGCGACGCCUUCUGUUGCUUUAAUGGGGGGGGGGAUUAGACCAAGGG
This is a messenger RNA of Python bivittatus (Burmese python), 1469 nucleotides long. The record is from RefSeq and is a predicted model, not a curated record. Lineage: Eukaryota; Metazoa; Chordata; Lepidosauria; Squamata; Pythonidae.